Molecule: messenger RNA, 6588 nt
Organism: Ceutorhynchus assimilis (cabbage seed weevil)
Lineage: Eukaryota; Metazoa; Arthropoda; Insecta; Coleoptera; Curculionidae
Source: the annotation of a GenBank genome assembly
AAAACAUGCUACCCUCUGGUUGUAGUAUUGUCGCGCGCGUUCUGGAAUAAACCUGACAACAACGCAACGCGAAAUAAUUUUCUUGCCACCGAAACCGAGGUCGCGCAGUGCAUCCGCGGCGACGCAACGGUUUGGUUGUGAUGCCGCGCGUCAUGCAGAACGACCUUUAAUUUCGCGAAUUUCGUAAAGUUUUACGCUACUACUACUGGGAGUAAAAGACGACGGGACGCGUUUUUCUAUCUUUGUCGCUACAUUUUUUCGAAAUGAAUGAUGAGGAUACAUGUCAGUUCCUACCUAUUAUUUCAAGAAAUGUGAACUUUUUGCGAGUUUGCUUUCGGGUUGAAGGAUUCAGUUUAUAAAAAGUGUGUUUUUUUUUUGGAUUUCAACUCAACCAUUCAUUUGUGAAAGGGGACUUAUUUUUGGGACUACUAAUAGGAUGCCAUGGCUGUACUUAGAUCUUCUAUUGGCGCUGGAGUGAAGAUGGAACACUUCCAAGCGGCGCUCGACCCCCGGAAACAAGAACUACUUGAAGCCCGUUUUUUGGGCGCUAGGGUGAGUGUCCCUAAAGAGCUUCCAGACAAUGUUGUGACCGAAAUCACUAAUAACGGCGUAAGUGCAUUCACUGAACUACCUUCAGCAACACCAAGUAUCGAGGCGCAAGUAGCACCGAUGUCAGCAGGAUCUCACAUACAGAUGGCUCCGCAAUCGACAGUCAAUACUCCCCAACCCAUCCAUAACCAGGACUCCAACAUGAGUACAGGUUCGUCUCAUAGCGACAAGGAGGUGGACCCCAACACGCCUGACAAAACGUCAAGGGCCCCCGAACGGAAGCGCAAGCGUAAAGCGGACGACACGGGCGGCGGUUUGGCCGGCGGUGGUACCGUCAAGGGCGGCGGGGGCGGCCGUCCACCCGUUCCGCCGCCCGACAAAAAAAUUAGCGAGUACUUCAAACAUUCGAGUAGCAGUCCCAUUAGGCACGGUGGUGCCAAAAGUCCUAGUCCGCAACAACCUUACCCCAUGUUACCUCCAUCUCCUCAACAAGUGGGGCUCCCAUCGCCGGUGACGACGGCGCCCUUCGAUUUUCUCUCCUCUUCCCGACAACCUCUUCCGAGGUUACCUCCUCCUCCUAUGGUUAGCAAAUUAAUACAGACUGAAUUAACGUGUCAUCGAAUCACCGAAUUCGAGACGCAAGCGUCCUCUGAUUUGGAGGUACGGAAUAACAAAAUAGACGAACUGACGCGGUCAAAUGAAGAGCUUAGGCAUCAGAUCUCGACGCAUCAAAAGGCCAUCGACCAACACAAGCAGCAGGUUAACAAAUGUAUCGAGGUUGUAAAAAAGUUACUAAAAGAAAAAAGCUCAAUAGAGAAAAAAGAAGCGCGGCAGAAAUGUAUGCAAAAUAGAUUGAGACUGGGACAAUUUGUGACGCAACGGGUUGGUGCUACAUUUCAAGAAAACUGGACUGACGGUCAUGCUUUUCAAGAACUGGCAAGGCGGCAAGAAGAAAUCACAUCAGAACGAGAAGAAAUCGAUAGGCAAAAAAAACUCUUGUUAAAAAAGAGGCCAUCAAAUAGCGAGGGUGGCGGUAGGAAACGAAAUAAUUCUAGCGCGUUACACAAUGGCACGACGACGGACAGUGGUUUUCUCAAGCCGGACGCCGUGCCAGGUUCUCUAACAUUGCAAGAGUACUACGAGGCUGACGAAAUUCUCAAAUUGAGGCAAAACGCUCUUAAAAAGGAAGACGCCGAUCUGCAGUUGGAGAUGGAGAAGCUAGAACGGGAGAGGAAUCUUCAUAUUAGGGAAUUAAAACGUAUCCACAACGAGGACCAGUCGCGGUUCAACAACCACCCCGUAUUGAAUGAGAGGUACCUAUUAUUAAUGCUUCUGGGUAAGGGUGGCUUCAGUGAGGUGCACAAAGCUUUCGACUUGAAGGAACAGCGGUACGUUGCGUGCAAAGUGCACCAGCUCAACAAGGACUGGAAAGAGGACAAGAAGGCCAACUAUAUCAAGCACGCUUUAAGAGAGUACAACAUCCAUAAAGCCCUGGAUCACCCCAGAGUAGUUAAAUUAUAUGAUGUAUUCGAAAUAGAUGCAAAUUCUUUCUGUACAGUUCUAGAAUAUUGUGAUGGUCAUGAUUUAGACUUUUAUUUAAAACAACAUAAGACAAUACCGGAGAGAGAGGCAAGAUCAAUCAUAAUGCAGGUAGUGUCGGCGCUCAAGUACCUGAACGAGAUUAAGCCUCCUGUGAUCCACUACGACCUAAAACCGGGAAAUAUCCUGCUAACUGAAGGCAAUGUGUGCGGAGAAAUCAAAAUCACCGAUUUCGGACUGAGCAAAGUCAUGGACGAGGAGAAUUAUAAUCCCGACCAUGGCAUGGAUUUAACGUCACAAGGUGCAGGGACCUAUUGGUAUCUGCCGCCGGAAUGUUUUGUAGUCGGCAAAAAUCCACCAAAGAUUUCGUCGAAGGUGGACGUUUGGAGCGUAGGUGUGAUAUUUUACCAGUGCCUCUAUGGUAAAAAGCCAUUCGGACAUAACCAGUCACAGGCCACAAUUUUAGAGGAAAAUACUAUUUUAAAGGCCACUGAGGUUCAGUUCGCCAAUAAGCCUGCUGUGACGAAUGAAGCUAAGAGUUUUAUUAGAAGCUGCCUAGCCUAUCGCAAAGAAGAUCGUAUCGAUGUUCUUUCGUUGGCGAAACACGAGUAUUUACAGCCCCCGAUGCCUAAACAUUCUCGCGUUACCUCAAACCAAGCGCAGCAACAACAACAGCAGCAGCAACAACAACAGGCCAGUUCCUUUUCGACAGGCAUUUUUGGGGCAAUGAACGCUUCCUCAUCCUCUUAGUUCAGUGCUGUGUUUAAAAAGUUAUUUAAAUUUUAAUGAGACUUUUAGUUAUUGUUGUCGGUGGUUGUCUCCAAGUACUUUGCUCCAUAGAGUGGUGACGUACCCCCAUAAGCCCAAAAUUUUGUUAUUCAAAGUUGUUUUAGUGAGAAGGACCCAGUUGCGCAAUAAAGCUAGGACGCCUAAAAUGAAGAAGUCGCGCUGGGGGUGUUUAUUAUUUUUUUCUUAGCCGCCCUCCCUCCACCCCCAAACACAAUUUUCCAUAAUAAUUAUUAAUUAUUGUUGCUUCAAACGCUUAAAAAAAGUAAGUUGUGUUGGCUAGAGGUGCUGUUUUCUUUAUAAAAAUAAUUUUUGGAUAUGUCAAAAAUUAUUUUUCUUAUCAAUUAAACGCCAUCUUCUGGCAAGGUUUAAUAGGACGUUUACCGAACAAAAAAAAAAAAAAAAACCUGUGUAUUUACUAAAAAAAAAAAAGAAACCUAAUAGGCCUUAAGUUUAGCUUUAGAGAAAAAAAAAACAAGGGGAAAAUCAACUUAUAGCUAGUCAUUAAAUAUUAAAAUUGUUAAAAAGUGUUUUAUGGUGGAUGGCUUAUUGAAUCUUGAUUCGGAUAUGACCGGAUAAAAUAACUUUGAAUUUAUUUAGUCAAACAUUCAAGGCCUAAUUUGCCAUCGUUAAGAAUUAUACAUAUUUUUGAGUUACAUUAACUUAUUAUGUAUAAAAAUUAUGUACUGAAAAUUUCAAAGUUAUUAAUUGUGAAGACAGUUCCUAUCAAAGAAAAUUUCACCUAUAGCCGCCUGACUAUCAUCAAAGAAUAUUAUGGCUAAUGUCAAUUGUGAUAGUUUUAGGUUUUAUCAAUCCAGUUUUAUUGACUCCGUCAAAUUUAAUUUGCAUGUGGUAAAGCCUUACUUUCAGCAGGCUGAAAACUACCACAGCGCACAGCGUAAGUUUGCCAUAGUGUUAGCUAUGCUAUUUUUUGCUGUUGUCUAGUUUAUAUUUCUUAAUUGCAAAUUAAAUGAUUGGACCAAAAAUUAAAUGUGUAAAGAAAAUUUUCAAACUAAACUUAUUUUUACCUCUCAGUGCCGAUUUCUUCAAUAUCUGUUGAAAUUUAGUUAUUUGUAUGCCUUUGUUAAAAAAAUUAUAGAAUUUCUACCACUGUUUCUAAUUUGGCAUGAAUAUAACCAAAUUUCAAGGGCUGGUUUGUUUAAGAAUGUCUAAGUUCAAUUAUUCUUAUUGGAAUAGAAUAAGAUUAAAAAUGGUCAAACAUUUUCCUGAAGAGACCAGUUCUAAAGAAAUAUAAAUUUAGGCAUCCUAUGCAUGAUUGAAAAAAGGGAAAACUAUUGUUUCCUAUAAGUUAAAUAUUGUACUGUAAAGAACAAUAAGUAAAAGUUAUUUUAUGAAGUGACCUUGUUUUUUAGCACACUUCUUUAUUUAUUGUUUUUUUUUUUUUUUUGAUUGUCUGUUUUUCUUAAACAAGGGUGUAUAUUGUCAGAUUUUCUAGACCAAAUGAGGGUGCAUUUGUCAUAUAAUGGUUAAUACUCUUAUUUUAUAUAAUUUAAUUUUCCCAUUGUUCUUGAGUCUAUAAAAUCUACUAAUUUAUUAAGGUUUAUUUACCAUCUUCUAGGGUUAGAAGCUUUUUUUUGUUGUACAAAUUGAUUUUUUUUUAUUGUGUUUGUUUUACAUUUUGUUUACUUAUUAUACAAUUUAUUUUUUGAAAAAAAAAAUGUUCUACCUGUAUUGGACUUUGCUUUAUAUAUAAUUAUGUAAUUGAUAUAAAAAAAAAUACUACCUCAUUAGAACUGCUCAAGUAUAUAUUGAGAAAAAGGGUGGUUCAAAUGAACGAAUAGGUUGUGCAAAAUAAAAUGAAAUAUUAAAAAGAUACGGGUAUUUCCAAUAAAAAUUAAUACUCAAUUGAUCAUCUAAUCAUGUGUGGAAAAAAUAAAACCCAGUGUCUAUUUCAAAGAUUCAAUUAUUAUUUUUUUUGUUUUUCUUAAGAAAGCGUUGAUCAGAAAGAUGUUCUUGAAGCUUCAUACACAGCUUAACAUUGCACCAAACAACAGCCGAAACGUGCUUUUGCUUCUAGCAGUACCCAAUGAUAGAUUGAUCCCGAAUUAUUUGCUGUCUGACGCAACUUCCAAGUCUGUACGAAGCUUGAAGUUCCAUCUCCGAAUAAGAUAUUUUCUCGACCAAAAAACAAAAAAAUAUUUGAUCGAAACUCUAUCAUAAAACUACCUAAUAAUUAAAUAUGCAAAAAAAGACCAUCAUAUGACAAAUUUUGGCCUGUAACAAGUUUUCCUAGAAAGUUCAAAUUUUAGAUUAAGAUAUAAUUAUUACCUGUUAUACUUGUCGAAAAAUUUUGAAUUUCUAAGGUUGAUAUUCGCCCUUUCUCAUUUAUUUAUAUUUUGCAGCUGUUUUCAAAAGGCAUUUUUUUUAAAAACUGUUCGGGUUGGCAUUUAUCAAUAUCAUAGGAAAUAAAUAUUGUGUUAAAUUAAUUUUUCUAUUGGAUUUGGAAGGAAAACAUUUUUCUGCAGCCAUUUUAUUACAUUAUCUUCAAAAAUUGAAAUAUGUAAUAUUAAGCUAUUGUUUUUUAAAAUUUCAGAUGUACCUAAAUCAUGCCUCUUAGAUAUUUAUGUUUAUUAUAUACAAUAUAAUAUGGCGACCUUCUUUAUUGGAAAAAUUAUGUUAUUGUAGAUAUAGUUGAAUGCUCAACCCCACAGUGAAACAAACUCAUCAUAUAUUCAAAAUAUUUUUUUUUUUUCUGUUUUGGACCCUAGCUUACCAAUAUGCUGUAUAUAAAUACAUACUCUAUUUUGAAUAUAUUCUGAAAUGGUUAUCCCCAAGAGACAAUUUUUUUUUUUGAAAUUUUGGGUAGAUUUAUUUCUUUAUUAACAGUUGAAAAGUUCAGUUUCCAUUCCCCAGUUGAACUAGAAAUUUAGUUUUGCACAUUGUCUAGCAUAAUUUUAUGAAAAUGUGUAAAUAAUUGAUUUUUGAUUGCUCUCUUUUAUAAUUUUUUGAAAAUAAAUCUGCGAAUUGGUCGAGUAGGUUUCAUCUCUAACUACUUAAAGCAAAGUAGCAAAAUGCAUGUGUGUUAGAAAUCAAAAUUCUAGUUUUACGGAAGAAAGAAUGCCUUAUUUUCAACUGGUAAUUAAAAAAUUACCCCUGUGGGUAGUUUUAUCACUUCUUUGUUCCAAUCUGAAUUGAUAAAACCUCCUAAUUCAUAUCAAUGCUGUGACCUCAUUUGAAAACGUGUUCGACCAAGUUGUUUUCCCAAUUAUUAUUGUAUAUUUAGUGUAUAUUACACAUUGUUAAGGUUUAAAAAAUGGUCGAAUACAGUUUUUUGAAGGGGAAAAUUGGCAUUGUUGUAAAUAAUCAAAUGUAAACAAAAAAGGAAAAAGUUAAAUGCUGCAAUAUAAGUGAAAAAGCCAAAAUAUGUCCAUAAUAUUUGAAGACUCGCAAUUAAAAAAAAAAACCUACAUGUUACUUAUUUAUACUGUGCUGUUUGUGUGGAGUGGUAGACCGCCACGGACAUUGUGAUAAGAGUUAGGUAAAUAGUCAUGUCUAGAUGCAAGAAAAAUGUAUCGUUAUAUCACUUGUUUAUGUACUGUAUCUAUACUUAUUUUAUACAAUCGUUCACAACAUUUUCUUAGGUAUAUUUUACCAGUUUGUAUAUACAGUGUGUAUCAAAUUACACAAAUAAGUUUUUGAAAUUUUAACUAUUUAUUAUUUUUCUCCCAACUCUAUGAAAUAUAAGUUCUUAAU